GCCACAUUCAUGCAAUGCCGCAAAAAUGGUGAUUUGAGGUUUCGAGCAAAACACCCCUGUUCGAAACUUGCAAGAAAGAGGGAGGAGACUUGGGAUCUUGCAUGCUGCAGGAAAGAGGAGUGUGUGCUGUCCAGGUUUCACUGCCAUAGGCGACAGAAGAGUCCUUCACGGACGUACUGCUGGUCAAUGCACCAAGCAGCAAGACCGCUUUGCCCAUCUCCAGAACGAACGGACGCUGAAGGAACCUUUUGAGGUCCUCACACAAGGCGUGUUCCUUGGGUUUUGCAGGAUAGGAGCCUGCAUGUUUGCUGGUUUGACCUACAGAGCUUCAAACACAAUAAGAAAGUGCAUGCACGCUGCCACGCUUUAGUUGAUUGAGGUGUUGCAAUACAAGAGCAGCUGAAAGCAGCCGAAGGCAACAAAGGAAGCAUCGCUUCUUCAUUUAGAGCUAUUGAGAGCUUUUCGCCGCUUGAGUUUUGUCCUUUGGACUAGAUUUGAGCUAAUGCAGGCGCUCACAGAUCAGGCCAACAAUUUUGCCAGUCACUUUGAUCCCUAGUACAUAUUUGAAAUCUUCAAAGAGUGGAUGCGAACAUGGCCGCGGUUAACUGCUUGCAUAGACACCUGUUGACCGGAACGGUUGCUGCAGUUGCUUGGGGGGAUGGCCACAGGGCACACCACCCCCAUCGACAGGUCAAAGGAGCAACCCCACAAUUUAAAUCUUUGUGUAAAUAUUCUGGCUCCAGCCGAUUGUCUUCGGGGGCCUCGGCUUUCGUUCGGCCUUCAAGGGGCCUAGAUCAGCUGCGUAUGGUCAGAGCAGUUCCGUAUCCUGCAUGUGAAAGUAGGAGGAGAACUUCUAGAAUGCAGUACUCUGCCGAGGGGGGCAACCACUCUCUCGCUGCGCAUGGGCCAUCGGAAAGAGAUCAAGAAGCUAUGGUUCCUUCUGAGAAGUCUGCCAGCAAACAGGUUCGUGACGUGCAAGGACUGGUUUCGUUGAACGGAAUCCUUCAAGGCGCCCUCAUGGCGGCACUCCUGCAAGGAAUUGUGGAUCCUGCGGCUAUCUUGGCGGCCUGUGUGCUUGGUUUGACUAUCACCAUGGUGGACACCAAGGAUAUCCGAAGCAUUCUCCAGAAGGCCAACUCCCUGGUUACAUCGAGGACGCCAUCCCAACAAGAGCUGCAAAGCAUCAUCAGCAAUCUGGAGCGCCUCCUCCAAGAAUCCCGGGCAGACCCCGACCCCGCAGUGGCGCUGCGGCACAAGAAGGAGCUGGAGGCCGCCAUGAGCGUCCUUCUCCAAAGCAACAGCGCCGCCCUUCCUAGCAGCGACAGCACCAACAAGCGCAUCACGGGGAUCAUUCACCAAGUCUUGGAACAACUAGGAAAGGGGCUCAACUCCGUGGAAGGUUCGCUUUCAGGCGACCAGCUGCAGACCGCCCUGGCCCCCGUGGUCGCCGCAGCAGCCGCCCGCUUCCAGCCCAUGACGGACUCCCUCUCAUCCAGCGCCAGCCAGAUCCCCUCCAUACCCACGCUACUCCGUUACGUUCUGAGCACGUUACCCCAGGUCGGGACUUCCGUAUCGGACGAGAUCACCACCUAUGCGCCGCAGGACGAAAGCCUGCAAGAGGAGUGGGACUUCAUUACGAAAGAGCGCAGGAAGAAGGCGGCAAUCUAUGUGCCGCUCGCGCUCUCAGCGCAGCUAAGCACCAGCCAGCCCAUCAGCGUAAAGGUGUACGACCAGACCUACGUGCUGUGGCGUCCGCGUCCAAAUGAAGUUGCCGCCGUCCCCGACGCGUGCCCGCACCGCGGCGCGUCUCUAUCGAUGGGCUCGCUUGUGGGCACCGCAAAGGAGGGCAAGUGCGUCAAGUGCCCGUACCACGGCCUCGAGUUCAACGCCGCUGGCAGCUGCAACAAACCCAACAUCUUCACGGACAGCCUCAAUGUGGUGGAAGCGAAUGGGCUGGUGUGGAUGAAGGAUGAUCCCCUCACUCCGACCGAUCUUCUGGAAAGUGACGCCGAUGAGGUCGAUCUAGCGCCAUUCCUGAGGGGCUUCCACGAGGCCCUCGGGGCCCCCAUCCCCGAGCAGAACUUCCUCGACGCCUACAGCGGCCAGGAGACGGAAGGGGGGUCGGAUGAAGCAGGCGAUGUGCCCCCCUUCAACGAGCACUUCGGCAUCGGGGGGUUCCGCUCCAUGGGCGGUUAUGUCGACAUCGCUGCCGCGCCGAAAGCUGUGGUCGAUAACACGUUCGAUCUGCACCACAUGACGUACGUGCACAAGACGACAUUCGGGGGCGGGGAGCUUAUCCGCACGUGGAGGCCCGAUGACUUCACCAUCUGCUUUGAGUACGGCAUGAGCCGCACCAACCCGUUCACGUCCUUUUUCGGCGACGGCCGCGUGCUGGUCAAGAUGGAGCGGUCGCCGCCCUACUCGGCCAUGGUCACUGUCGGCGACUCGCGGGAUCGUGUGGUCAUGAAGACGCUGACGCACGUCGUGCCCAUGUCCGAAAAUAGCAGCCGGCUUAUUUGGCAGUUGCUCCGCAACUUCGGCACUCUGCCAAUCAUGGACCCGGUAUUCAAGUACUCCGUCCAACGGAUCCUGAGUGAAGACCAGGCGGUGCUGGAAGGGGUCAAUCUGAGCGGCGUCCGGGAGGGGAUGGACUUGGGCAUCUGAUCACUUCGUUUACUAGAGCGCGCGUGUACAUAUUGUUCCGAUGUAUGUAAUUCAAACUUGGGCGGUAGAAACGUGGGCGGUUCGGCGAGUAGUGGAUUUUUAAUAUCGUACAUAAUAGUGUGAAUAUAUAAGCGUGUGACUACAGUAGCUUGGGGAUAAGAAGCAUUGCACAGCAUACUUGGUUCCUCAGGGCCGAUAUAAACGUGGUAUAGGUCGAGUGCGUGGGCAAAAAUGACGUAGCUUUUAGUGCCACAAUCGGAGCAAUAGAGGUGUUGGACCAUCGCUAAAUUUGCUGCAGACAUGCAAGAACACGUGUCGUAAGAUUCAAACAUUGUGGUAGGCAGGUUUCGUCAAAGCGAGGUUAGUAAGUACAGUAGACUGUCGACGGCCAUAUAUGCAGAUCUCAGUGGUACCCAUUACUGGUAAGGCUGUGCAAAGUUAACAUAGUGGGGUGAGCUUGAAGAAGGUAAAUUUGUUUUGAGACAGAUGCAAGUGGUCGGUAGAAUUCUGCGAUUUGUUUGCAGCAGACAUAAUUGAUUGCGAGUAACCAUCGAUUUCAUCAACAGCGGCAGCGCUGCUGAUAAAACGUUUUUAUACUUGACUUCGUGACUGUGAUCGAUCAUUUUGUACUACACCUCAUUG
Molecule: messenger RNA, 3306 nt
Organism: Klebsormidium nitens
Lineage: Eukaryota; Viridiplantae; Streptophyta; Klebsormidiophyceae; Klebsormidiales; Klebsormidiaceae
Source: the annotation of a GenBank genome assembly